Molecule: messenger RNA, 195 nt
Organism: Ascochyta rabiei
Lineage: Eukaryota; Fungi; Ascomycota; Dothideomycetes; Pleosporales; Didymellaceae
Exons: 2
Coding region: 1-195 (64 amino acids)
Source: RefSeq, a predicted model, not a curated record
AUGACUCUCCUGUGCGCGCUCCCGCACCACGCCAAGGAUCGCAGGAUCGCGCGCAUCGAUCAUCAAGCGUGCGCACUGCGCAUUCCAUCUUCUUGCCAAUCUUCUUGCCAACAAGAAUACCGCCGAAGCUGCAGAGCUGCAGAGCUGCAGAGCUGCAAAGCUGCAAAGAUGCAAAGCUGCCGUGAGAUGCAAUAG